AUGUCUGCCCAAGACGCCGCCCAAAUCCCAGCCAUUACGAAGCUCAAUCUACCCACUCCGGAGGAGUAUCAGAAACGCAAAGUCGCUCUUAUCUCAGGGAUAACGGGACAGGAUGGCUCAUAUCUGACCGAGCUGCUGCUUGACAAGGGGUACCAAGUGCACGGGAUCAUUCGUCGCUCGUCCAGCUUCAACACCGGUCGUCUGCACCAUCUCUACGAGGACCAGCAUGAACGCCCAAAUAAAUUCAAGUUGCAUUACGGCGAUCUCUCCGAUAGCACGAAUCUCGUGUACAUCAUAGCCUCCGUCCAGCCCACUGAGAUCUACAACCUGGGAGCUCAAUCCCAUGUUAAGGUGUCCUUCGAGAUGGCCGAAUACACUGGCGAUGUGGACGGGCUAGGGACUCUGCGGCUACUAGAUGCCGUUAGGACUUGCGGGCUGCAGAAUCACGUACGGUUCUACCAGGCAUCAACAUCAGAGCUGUACGGCAAGGUUGUGGAGACGCCGCAAAGCGAGACGACACCCUUCUAUCCUCGUAGCCCCUACGGGUGCGCCAAGUUGUACGCGUAUUGGAUAGUGGUCAAUUAUCGGGAGGCGUAUGGGAUGUUCGCGUGCAAUGGGAUAUUGUUCAACCACGAGAGCCCCAGACGAGGGCGGACUUUUGUCACACGGAAGAUUACAAGGGCUGCGGCUGAUAUCUCCUUGGGAAAGCAAAGCUGCUUGUAUCUGGGGAACUUGGAUGCUCAACGAGAUUGGGGACACGCUCGUGACUACGUUGAGGGGAUGUGGUUGAUGUUGCAGCAGCCAUCUGCAUCAGACUAUGUUUUGGCAACCGGGGAGACUCAUCCUGUGAAAGAAUUCGUAAACAAAUCGUUCAAUGCGCUGGGCAUACAACUCAAGUGGGAGGGUUCUGGGGUGGAAGAGACCGCGACCAAUGUCGCGACUGGCAAAGUUGUCGUGCGGGUGGACCCUCGAUACUUCCGACCCGCAGAAGUCGACCUGCUGCUUGGCAAUCCAGCGAAAGCUGAACGAGUUCUUGGCUGGAAACGAAAGGUCGACUUUGAUUCUUUGGUGGCGGAAAUGGUAGAGGCCGAUUUGAAGUCUGCGAAGAGUUUGGUAGAGGAUCAGAAUUAG
Molecule: messenger RNA, 1131 nt
Organism: Pleurotus ostreatus (oyster mushroom)
Lineage: Eukaryota; Fungi; Basidiomycota; Agaricomycetes; Agaricales; Pleurotaceae
Exons: 7
Coding region: 1-1131 (376 amino acids)
Biological process (GO): GDP-mannose metabolic process
Molecular function (GO): GDP-mannose 4,6-dehydratase activity
Source: RefSeq, a predicted model, not a curated record